Molecule: messenger RNA, 8952 nt
Organism: Alligator mississippiensis (American alligator)
Lineage: Eukaryota; Metazoa; Chordata; Crocodylia; Alligatoridae
Gene: COLGALT2
Product: collagen beta(1-O)galactosyltransferase 2
Exons: 12
Coding region: 95-1960 (621 amino acids)
Molecular function (GO): procollagen galactosyltransferase activity
Source: RefSeq, a predicted model, not a curated record
GCCCGGCGGGCGGAGGGGGGGCGCCCGCGCAGGCCCCGCCCGCGCCCCGGUGCGCAGCGCUGCAGCCCGGUCGCACCCGGCCCCGCGGGCGGACAUGGCUGCGCUGCCGGCGCCGCGGUCCCGCCGCCCGGUGCUGCUGCUGCUGCUCUGCCUGCUGGGGGCCGGCGGCGGCUGCCGGGCCGAGCCCGAGCCCGAGCCCGAGCCGCAGCCCUCCGCCGAGUCCCGGCUGCAGCAGCCCACCGUGCUCCUGGCCCUGCUGGCCCGCAACGCCGCGCACGCGCUGCCCGCCUUCCUCGGCUGCCUGGAGCGCCUCGACUACCCCAAGAGCCGCGUCGCCGUCUGGGCAGCCACUGACCACAACACUGAUAACACAACAGCAAUCCUGAAAGAGUGGCUGAAGAAUGUGCAAAAACUCUACCAUUAUGUGGAGUGGAGGCCUAUGGAAGAGCCUGAGUCUUACCCUGAUGAAAUUGGUCCAAAACACUGGCCAAACUCCAGGUUUACCCAUGUGAUGAAGCUCAGGCAGGCUGCCCUGCGAACUGCAAGAGAAAAGUGGUCAGACUACAUCUUGUUUGUUGAUGCUGACAACUUACUCACUAACCCACAGACCCUGAACCUGAUGAUAGCAGAGAACAAGACAGUGGUGGCACCAAUGUUGGAGUCUCGUGCUCUCUAUUCUAAUUUCUGGUGUGGCAUCACUCCUCAGGGCUAUUACAGGAGGACACCAGAUUAUGCCCUGAUUAGGGAAUGGAAGAAGAGAGGCUGUUUUGCUGUCCCCAUGGUUCACUCCACAUUCCUCAUUGACCUCAGGAAAGAGGCCUCGAAAAAGCUGAUGUUUUACCCACCGCAUCAGGAUUACACCUGGAAUUUUGAUGACAUCAUUGUCUUUGCCUUCUCCAGCCGCCAAGCAGAAAUUCAGAUGCACAUAUGCAACAGAGAACACUAUGGUUUUCUCCCUGUGCCCCUGAGGUCACACCAGACACUGCAGGAGGACAUUGAAAACUUUAUUCAUGUGACAAUCGAGGCAAUGAUUGAUCGUCCUCCAGUUGAGCCCUCACAAUACAUCUCUGCUCCUCCGAAAAACCCAGACAAGAUGGGAUUUGAUGAGAUUUUCAUGAUCAACCUGAAGCGUCGAACAGACAGGCGGGAUAGAAUGCUGCGGACCCUCUAUGAGCAGGAGAUUGCAGUCAAAAUUAUGGAAGCUGUGGAUGGAAAGGCAUUGAAUACAAGUCAGCUAAAAGCUCUGAAUAUUGACAUGCUACCUGGUUACCGGGACCCUUACUCUUCCAGGCCAUUAACCAGGGGUGAAAUUGGCUGCUUUCUUAGUCAUUACUAUAUCUGGAAGGAGGUGGUGAAGAGAGAGCUAGAGAAGACACUUGUUAUUGAAGAUGAUGUGCGCUUUGAGCAUCAGUUUAAGAGGAAGCUCAUGAAACUGAUGGAUGAUAUUGAACGAGCGCAGCUAGACUGGGAGCUCAUCUACAUUGGACGGAAAAGGAUGCAGGUAGAACGGCCUGAAAAGGCAGUUCCAAAUGUAAUGAACCUUGUGGAAGCAGAUUAUUCUUAUUGGACGCUGGGAUAUGUAAUCUCCUUGCAAGGGGCUCAGAAGUUGAUUGGAGCUGAACCUUUCAGCAAGAUGUUACCUGUAGAUGAAUUCCUGCCAGUCAUGUACAACAAGCACCCUGUAACGAAGUACAUGGAGUAUUACGAGUCCAGAGACUUGAAAGCCUUCUCGGCAGAGCCCUUGCUUAUUUAUCCAACCCAUUACACUGGGCAGCCAGGUUACCUCAGUGACACAGAAACCUCCACUAUCUGGGACAAUGAGACGGUAUCCACUGACUGGGACAGAACACAUUCUUGGAAAUCCCGGCAGCAAGGCAAGAUCCACAGUGAUGCCCAGAACAAAGAUGCCUUGCCACCGCAAUCAUCUCUUGACACAUCAUCAUCAAGGGAUGAACUAUGACUCCCCAGUUUGCUGUGUGACUCUAACCACCGCUAACCCUGCCUCAUACUUAAGGUUUCUCCUAGAAGCUUGUAGAGCUGUUAACAUGGUCUCCAUCUUAUCAUCUUUAAUGCAAAAGCAAAUUGAGUUGAGCCUGGUCUCUUCUUUCUGGGUUUGGAGUUGAACCAAAAUGUUCCAGGCUGCCAGAAGAACAGAGACUUCUAAAAAAGCAUAACACGAACUGCAGUCCAUUCUCAUGUGGACUUGUAAUGUCGACACUUCCAUGGAGCAAUGAGCUGGCUCCAUGGCUUGCUGCGUUUACAUGAAUAAUCACAAAAAUUCCUUGAAUGACGACUUUCUACAGUUCCUUGUGUAGAAUACUGUAUUUAUAAAGAUUAAUAUAUAGGGGCUGUGAGUGGAUAAGCAUAAUACCUUUUUACAUAGAUGUUACCGUGCUGCUGCGUAACACUAACUGUUGUAGGUUUGUGGUUUUUGUAACCCCUUUCUCCAAAAGAAGCUGCAGCUGUAGUGUGUGUGUAUUGGGCUGGGGGGAGUUUCUUCCUUUUUUUCUUUUAAAAGGAUCAGAGUCAAGAUCAAAAUGACUUUCCAAAGUGUCCGCCUCUGUGUUAAUUUCAACACUUCAGAGCAGUAAUUCUCAGCGUUGUCUGUAAUGUGGCCUUUCCCCCCCACCAAACUUUCUCGAUUUGAGGAUUUCUUUCCCGUAAAUUUAGAAAUCUCUGAAUCCCAUGCACCCAGGGAAAAAGAAGGGUGUCUGAAAACCCUGAAACCUGUGUACAGGCUCCAGAAUCAAAGCCUUAGCUUGAGAACUGAUGCCUUAGCUUACUAAAGCUGACAGCUAUUUAAAGAUCCAGUGUCCCUGUCACCUCUUACAAAAUUUGCUUACUGAAUAGUGAAGCAAAAUCAGUCAGACUUACUUCCUGUUUCUUGGAUUUCCUUCCCAAUUACUAUAUCCCCCCCCCCCCCCAAAAAAAAAAAGCUUUCACUCGCAUAUAUGUCAUAAAAAUAUUUCUAUGCAUUUGGAGCUUAAACUACUUGACAGUAUUCCUUUUAAAAGAAAAAAAAAUGAAAAUGUUAAGUGUCAACUCUACAAUUCAUUGUUUGAGAGCCUCAUUAGAAUUGUAUAAUACAAGACAAAAAGGCAACUUGCCUUUUGUGUAUUUUUAAAUGUGAGGAGCAAGCUUAUCCUUUUUUGGAUGAGUUCUUCUAUACAGGCACUCCUCACUUAACGGCCGAGUUCCGUUCCUGCGACUAGGUUGUUAAGAGAAUUGGUCGAUAAGCGAGGAGCCGCCCCUUGAUACUGCGUGCCUUGGCUUGAGACACCGCGCUGCCAUUUCCACAAUACGUUUCGUACAAUACCGACUGCUCGGAGAGCUGGUCGUAAGUCCGCGUGGUCGUUAAACAGGUAGGUCGUUAAGUGAGGAGUACCUGUACUCGAAAUUGGCUAAAAUGUCAGCAUGGUAAAUCAUCUAUUUUAUAAAAGGGUCUCAUAAUUCAGGUGAUUAUAUACUACAUUACUUAGAUUUAGCUGAUGGUAGGUUAGAUCUUUUUCUAUACAAGAUGAAGAACUGAGGAAAAAAGACCUCCUGGAUUUAAAAUUCUUUAGAUUGUGUCAGCUGCUGGAUGAUCUGUACAUCUGAGUGCGCGGUUAUUUUUUAUUUUGUGGGGUUUUUUACUAAAUGCUGAUAAUGUUGUGCUCUUUCCUAAAAGAAAACAUAUAUUACUUCCUAUCAGCAGGUCUGAUAAUACAUAGAUCUCAGAUGCAAGAUGUUUGGCUAUGUGUAGUCUUAAUUUGUGUGGCAUGAUUUCUGAUUCUUGAAUUCCAGCAUGGUUUCCUCUGACUGUGACUGGUGACUGACCAAGGAUUGAAUUCACCACACUGGUUUGGGAUCAAUUCCAAUGCAGCAACUAAGGUAUUUCUCACUGAAAGGAACACUCAAAAAUGCAUUUUGGAGUAUGUGAGCUCUCACUGGGGGAAAUGGGAAACUUGAACUUGACUUUCCAGGGAAGCCAGUCCCACGAUGGAGUUGAUUUUGUCUGCAUCCAGGUCACACAGUGCCCAAUUCCUAAGCUUCAGACAUAUCUGAAACUGCCUGAUGCAGUCUAAUCAACCUUUUUAGACUCAAGUCACCCCUUGGAAAAUGUCAUCUCAUUUUUUUGACUGUGGAAAAAUAGAGCAAAUCUUCUCUUGUAAAGACCUCAGACAGACUGUAACAGGUCAGAAUGUUUUUGACACUGUUAUUUCCUAUUUGAAAUGUCUGGGUUUAUCAUGUGUAGGUGUUUGUACAACUAACAGCGGUAAUAUUAAGAGUCUCCCUCCAGCACCCUAAAAGGAUCUUCUGGCACCUUGGUUGAGAAUUGCUGACAUGGGGCAUAAGAGUAGGGGGUCUUCCCUGGGCCUUAGUAUAUGAUUUUGGAGAGGCAGGGGGUUCCCCUGUGUGAAAACUCCAUUGCCAUAAUCAGGUCUUUGUUUUCUAGACAGCUGUGCUUGCAUCAGCUCCAUUUACAGCCUGGGCAGCUAGCAGGUGUCAGUGUUCACUAAUAAACUGCUUGCCUUGUAGCGUAUUUAAAAAAAACAAAAAACAUUAAAACAAUGUAUUUGAAAAACUUAAUCAAAUUGAAGUUAGUAGUCUUUCUAAUCAUCAGAAAGGGCUCGUCUUGACCUGAGUGAAAUCAGUAGGAAACUUGAUGUAGUCUUCAGUAAGGGAAGAGGGAGGCAUUUUUGUGCCAUCCUCGUUUUAGCAGCAUUGAACCAGAAUGUCAGUUUGGAACCCUAAUGGGAGUUGAAACUAAUGGAAGGUAUAAUGGCCUCAAAAACAGGGGGGAAAACCAUGCAGAAUUCAGUUUUUGCAUAUAAUUGUGGGCAUGAAUAUGGCAUCACAAAUAUUUCACUGAAUUUCAGAUUUCCCUCAGAGAUGGGAUGCAUUUUAAAUGUAGGUGGCUUUGCAUAGGAAGUGUAUGGAAAUAUUGAGAUAUGCACCUUUUACACUGGGACCAUCUCAGUUCCCUUUCAUUUCAGAGGUAAAGCUGCCUUUGAUGGAAACACAGGAUAGGAUACGUUGCUGGUCAGACACAUCUCCAUUGUAUAUGUUCAGUACUGGCAUGUUCCGGUCUUGGUGACAGUAAAGAAAACAGCAGCAGAACGUUAGAGAGAGACUGGUGUCUUAGUGCUCUGUCCACCGUUCUCUAGGACAGUUAUUUCCAAAUUUUUUGCAAUGGCCACUGUCAACUUUCAGUAUUUUUCACUCCACCUUUUGCUUUUAUCAUUAAACUUUUAAUUGGCAGGGAAGGCGGUCUUGUGCAGUUGUGGAUCAUGUUUUUGGGAACCACUGCUCUAAGAUAAGUGUCACUUCCUCUGAAUAUAGAAGCUGCUGUUGUGAGUACGUAUAAGUCCAACAUAACUCUUAUUCCUUCCUUAGCCACUUACCUAAUACAAUUUUGUUUGAUGAUCAGGCCUGAAGUGUCAUACAGCCAUAACCACAAGUUGAAUCAAGGGUUUAUGAUGAAGGCUUGAACAAACAGUAUGUUAUAGUAUAGUGUACAUAGAGAUACUGCUUUGCAAGCUAGGUGUCUGUGUCUCACAGGCAGAUGUUGAACACUUCUUGGUAGUGUAUGUGUAUAUGUAUAUGUACAUAUACACUACCAAGAACACUACACUGUAAUGUAUAUGUACAUAUACACAUACCAUAUACAUAUGAUAGGAGUCUGUGUACUAGACAGCUCAAAAAUGUACAAACGCACAGCCCAAGAUGGGGUAGCGGGGGUGGAAAUUGGGCCCCCAGGCACUUCAGGAUGAAAUUCAGAGAUUGAGAGUGACUGCCUUCACUAAGGUUGUUUUUGAAGCAAGUAAGUAAACAGCAGUGUCUCUGGCUACCAGGCACUCCCCCUUGGAACUGCAUGCAUUGGGGCUGGUGGAGCUUCACACAGUUUUAUCCAUUCUCUUAUGGGCUUGAGAGACAGGCAGGUAGGGCUGGGUUAUCUGUAAGGGCUGCGUAGGCAAGAGAUGAAGCAUGGCGCAGGAAUGUACUGGAAUGAAUAGCACACAGCAGGCAGAAGGACCCUGGGGGUGCCACGUCAGCAGCCCCUGCUGCCAUGUGCUAUCAGUGCCCCCCCCAGCCCCUGCAGGCUGAAUCCCAACUCUUAGCGGGCUGUCGGCUGUCAACCCCUGUCCUGAACACCAAGAUUCCAUGGAUAGGUUUCAUGAUGCAGAGAUAGUUGAUCCCCCAGUUCCUGCACAGCAGGAGAUGAUGUCAACAGGGAACGUCUGCUAUUUUGCAUGGAUGUAGGACAUUGAUUCAUGCCUCUUUUAAGCUUGAUUCUAUAGCUGUUACUCAGUGGGAGUUUUGCCUGAGUAAGGCCAGCAAGGUCAGGCUCUUAGUGAACAUCACUAGAUUGGGUGUACUAAAUACCUUUGACUGAACUUUGUCCAUGAUGUAAGUGCCUGUCUUGCAAAAUAUACAGCAUACACAAUAACCUAUGGAGCACAACUGAGCUCACUGCUCUGUAUCAAGUCAGAUUUUUUCCACUAGGGUCUGUUCAUUGUGCUGGAGAGUGUGAGGCCCCUGUUUUGGAAAGUAACAUUUUAAAACUCAGGCUACAUGGUGCACACAGCUGCGUUUGCACGUAAAAGACUUAACAUGGAGAAAGGAAAUGAGGCCCAUGGGAUAACAUGUGAUAGAUAAAUAUGAAGCUGUUAGAUGGGUGAGAGGAGGAAUCUUAGUUAAGCAUAUUUUUUAAAAAUUAUAGUUGUUUUUAGUGGUUAAGGUACUACUGCUUUAAGAACCUAUUGAAAACAGAACUUUUAAUGAUCCUUGAAAAUUGUCUGUUCCUUAAUCUCAAUACAAGGAAGUGAAUGAAAUGGGAACUUUUAAUGCCAGAAAAUGUACAAUUUAACACAUAAAAGCACUUAUUCUGUGGACAUUUCCCUAUAAUUCUACCUAGUUCAUCUACUACCCGAGUGGGAAUAGGAACGUCUCCAGUGAUGAUGAAGUGCCAGUAUCCACUAUAGGAACAUUUCUACCUGAGAGAAAUGUUAUAAUCUGUGCAUUCUCUUUUGCCUGAGGAAAGGCAAGUGAGCCCAAAAGCUUGCAAAUAAAGACAUUUAUUGCAAUUACAUAGCUGGUCUAAUAAAAGAUAUCACUUCUUCCAAGAGUUCUGCAAUAUCCAGUAUAACUACUUUUUUCACCUUCCCUUUUUCACUUCCUUACAACUUUUGAACAGUUUUUCUUUCUAGAUUAAAACUGCUCAUGCUUCAUCUUACCAACAAGUAAAUACUAUUUUUGGAAAUUAUAGUGAGUUUAGUUUCAUUGUUUUGGUAUCCAUAUGUGAGAGGUGGGGGAAAAAAUAUUUCCUGUAUGUUGCAGUUACAAUUCAUAACAGAACUGAACUGGCUGAAACUAGAAACAAAUUGAACUUGUUCUGUAGCUUUGUUGAGGCAUAUGGGCACUCCCUUUAAACAUAUGCUUAGUGCUGCUUAUUACACAGCCAUCAAGAUAAUGUGCAAGUCUUCUGGGCCUGGAACUAUGGUUCUGGUCAUAUACAAGGACCUUUGUAUAAGCACACAAGUUCAUCAAGGCUGAGCCCUUUUGCAGGGUUCUGCCAGCUAGGCAUGAGUACAUGUAUUUGGAAAUUGUGGGUGGGUGCAGCAACCAGGCCACACUUUAGUAAACUGAAUUUUGAGAUGACUUGGGAGUUUAACAUGUACACUCCAGAAACUUCAGAGAUGAGAAAGGGACACUAUGUGGUAGGAACAGAAGAAAGAGAUGGUUGACAAUUUUACACAUUCCAAAACUAGGUCUUACUUGGUAAAGUUGUGUUCCUGCUGGGAGUCCGUACCCUGCUCAAACCUUGGUUAUAUAUAUAUAUAUAUGUAUCCUCCAUAAUAGCCCAAAGAACUUUGGAGAAAACUCAUUGGAAAUUGUUGGGUAUUAGUUUCUCUGAAGAGUCUGGCAACGACGAAGCCAUAAUAAACUUAGAAGUAGGCUGCUUGUUCUCUAUGCCUGCUUUAUGUCACACUUGUUUCCCAAAUACUAACUGUUAUCUGUGAAAAAUGGGAUGAGGAACAAAUCAUUAAAAAAAAACAACCCUCUAUUUUCUUAGUUUCCUACUGCAAUUUUCUGAGCAGCAGUUUGGAGCCCUGACACCAGUGUCAUUCAGUAGCUAACUGUCUGGUUUCAUUGAAAUUAUUUUCACUUUCCCUAGCUAUGUCUCAACACCUGACAGCUGCUUGAACAUUUCAGGGCCAGCCACAUGAAAAAACACCAGCUAAUUCCUAAUGUUAUCGUAAUUUUGGUAAAAUGUUAAAGGAAUGUUGAAUCAAAGGUAUGAGGAAGAAAAAGUAGCAAUAGGGUUGAAAAUAGAUCUUGCUAAGAAGCAUUCUGACUUUUGAAAAAAUCUUGUUCAUGAGAGAAUAACUUUUUUAAAAGACUACCUUUAAUAGGAAUUUUUAGCUAAUAAAUAUUUUGCUGCCUUAAAGAAUAGAAAAAUACAUGUUUUAAUUGUAUACAUUUGGUCAUCUAAAAGUCCAGGUUCUACCGCCAUUAAUACAUUGUGCGGACGCAUGUCUAUGCUUUAUGUAACAUACUGUAUGGAUAAAAACCAAAACUGACCAAACACAUUUGUGCACUGAUUCUGCUAAAAUACAAUGAAAAUGGAACAUCUUUUGUACAUGUGUGUAAACUAAGGACACAUUCUGAGUCUUUGUUUGGAACCAACCGUCUUCACUUUCGAACAAAAGCACAAUUUGGAAUUAAGAUAUUCAGACCAGAGAGAGCACGUUGCUAUUUAAAAGAGAAUAAUUAUUUAUCUAGUGCAAAACACUAGGACUUUUUAGGAUACUCACUGAUAUCUCAAGUCUUUUCAUAGUUCUUUACUAAGGUAUUGUAGCCCCAGGUUUGAAAAAAUAGUACUGCAGAACUGGUAAAACACUCUCCAGAGUUAUGUAAAAUUCAUUAUCUGAGUUUAUUAAAAUAAACAUUAAUAUUUUAAAAAGAAAA